Messenger RNA from Glarea lozoyensis ATCC 20868, 2010 nucleotides. Its product is annotated as P-loop containing nucleoside triphosphate hydrolase. The coding region runs from base 1 to 2010 and encodes 669 amino acids. The transcript is spliced from 3 exons. Gene Ontology annotation, cellular component: mitochondrion. NCBI's taxonomy places the organism in Eukaryota, Fungi, Ascomycota, Leotiomycetes, Helotiales, Helotiaceae. The record is from RefSeq and is a predicted model, not a curated record. Gene Ontology annotation, molecular function: ATP binding; nucleic acid binding.
AUGUUCAACAUCUGCAGAAGAGGACCAGCCUCAAUAUCCAGAGUCCUUCGAACCGCGACAUCAGCUGUUCGCAUUCCAUCAACGAGACCCUCGACGCUUUCUUUAUCAACCCACAUCACACACAAGCCGGCGCUGGAAGCAAGAUGGCUUCAUGUUUCGUCGCAAUUGAGAAAUCAAGCAGUAGCGGAGAGUCAAGUAGAUUCUGCAGCGUCCCAGGAGUUUCCUGCUGUCACCAAGUUCGACGAUCUCCUUGCCCAUAAACUGGUCCACCCAAAUAUUGUUAAUGCGAUUACGAAAGGAAUGGGUCACCACACCAUGACAGACGUACAGUCCAUGACCAUUAACCAGGCCUUACAAGGCACUGACAUUAUUGCGCAAGCUCGUACAGGAACAGGAAAGACCAUUGGAUUCCUUGUUCCUAUGCUGCAGAACAUAAUCCGUAGAAAUCCAGAACUCGCCGAACGAAAGCGAUACUCCAACGCCCGAGCCUCCGAUAUCCGCGCUAUAAUAAUUUCACCUACGCGUGAAUUGGCAGAACAAAUUGCUACCGAGGCAGCGAAGCUAUGCAGCGCCACCGAUUUGAUUGUACAAAUUGCUGUGGGAGGAAAUAGCAAGCGAAUGAUGUUGUCAAAGACACGCCGGGAAGGAUGCCACAUACUAGUCGCUACCCCUGGCAGACUAUACGAUUUGUUGAGUGAUCCUUACAGCGGCAUUCGCGCCGAUCAACUCACAACUCUCGUCCUAGAUGAGGCCGAUCGGUUAUUGGACGAUGGGUUCUCCAAGGACAUUGACGAGAUCAAGACCCUCCUGCCUGACAUUACCAAGGUGGACAGACAAACACUCCUCUUUUCUGCCACUGUUCCGCGGGAAGUCAUGGGCCUAGUCAAGAGAACACUAAAGCCAGAUUUUCACUUUGUCCAGACGGUAAAGGAAGGAGAUCUUGCCACACAUCAAAAGGUUCCCCAAAACGUUGUCACUGUUGCUGGAUACGAAAAUCUGAUGCCAGCCGUGUAUGAGCUGUGCAAGCGACAAGUCGACCUGGCCGCCAAAGGGGAGGGACUUCCCUUCAAGGCAAUUAUCUACUUUCAAGCAACGGCCAGUGUUCAACUCGCCUACAGAACAUUUGACAAUUUAGCCGAUCAGAGUGGUGGCCGAUUCGCAAAAUCUCCAUUGUACCCAGCGGAAAUAUCUCAAAUCCACGGCCAACUGACACAAGAAAGACGUACCAACGUUACAGAACGAUUCCGUCGCGCCAAGACCGGCAUAUUGUUCUCUACUGAUGUUACUGCCCGUGGCAUGGAUUUUCCAAAUGUAACUCAUGUUAUUCAGGUAGGCCUUCCAAGCAAUAGAGAACAAUAUAUCCAUCGUGUAGGUCGCACGGGUCGUGGUGACAAGACCGGAUCUGCCUACAUCUUUGUUCACGAAGCCGAGAUGGAUAACGCCGCAAGAACACUUCGCCAACUUCCGAUCAAAAAGGACGACACAUUAGAAACGGCCAUGGUCGACAUGACUAAAGAUGCUCAACUCCCUGCGUCUGUAGCGGAGAUAAUAACCCAGGUCGGACUCGCAACGAAGAUGAUAGAUCGCGACACCAAACAAGCUGCCUUCAUGGGCACGCUUGGUACCAUGAAGGGUGUUCGCAAUGGAAUUGAUAUUCUAAACCAGUGGACGAAGUAUGUGGAGGUGGAGGAAGAGGCCGUCCAUCAGGCGCAUCUGGUGGUAGAAGUGGAGGAAGCAGAUUUGGCGGCGACAGAGGUGGAUUCGGCGGAGACAGAGGUGGCAGAGGAGGAUACGGUGGAGAGUAGAGGUGGAGGGUUCGGCGGAGACAGAGGUGGCAGAGGCGGAAGCAGAUUUGGCGGCGACAGAGGUGGAUUUGGCGGAGACAGAGGUGGCAGAGGAGGAAGCAGAUUUGGCGGCGACGGUGACCGUGGAUUCGGUGGUUCUGGUGGCUCUCGAAGUGGAGGUUUCAGCAACAGGGGACGGCCCGCACCGAACGACUUCAACUUCUAG